Molecule: messenger RNA, 2154 nt
Organism: Euleptes europaea (tarantolino)
Lineage: Eukaryota; Metazoa; Chordata; Lepidosauria; Squamata; Sphaerodactylidae
Gene: GZF1
Product: GDNF inducible zinc finger protein 1
Exons: 5
Coding region: 14-2131 (705 amino acids)
Biological process (GO): regulation of cytokine production; regulation of immune system process; negative regulation of transcription by RNA polymerase II
Molecular function (GO): protein binding
Source: RefSeq, a predicted model, not a curated record
AGAAAGGAGGAAGAUGGAAAGUAAUGCCGUUCUUCUGGAAUCGAAAUCCUCGCCCCUCAACCUCCUGAAUGAAAUGCACCAGCUGCGUCUCCUGGGCCACCUCUGCGAUGUGACUGUGAGUGUGGAGUAUCAAGGCGUCAGGGCUGAGUUUGUGGCUCACAAGGCUGUGCUGGCCGCGACAAGCAAGUUUUUCAAAGAGGUUUUUCUGAACGAAAAGAGCAUGGACGGACCGAGGACGAACGUCUUCUUGAACGAGGUCCAGGUAGCUGACUUUGCGUCUUUUCUUGAGUUUGUCUAUACCGCCAAGGUGGAAGUCGAAGAAGAUCGGGUGCAGCGUAUGCUGGAAAUAGCCGAGAAGCUCAAGUGCUUGGACUUGUCUGAGACCUGUUUUCAGCUCAAGAAGCAGAUGCUCGAAUCGGUGUUGCUGGAGCUGCAGAAUUUCUCCGAGUCGCAAGAUGCCGAAGAGGACAGCAGAGCCCAACCGAGCGGUUUACUUGAACCCAAAGUGAUUCUGGAAGUGCCAGGUGACAGCAUGGACUGUUUUGCAAACUCGCCUCUUGGAAGGCCUCGGGACGGAGAAGGCCUCGAGGUGCCCGCUGCGAAACUCAAGGAGAAAUUAGACCAGAAGAAAGAAGUCCCGAAGACUCCCUGUGCCAAAAUCAGGAGGGCCAGCGGGAGGCUGGCUGGCAGAAAAGUGUUUGUGGAAAUACCCAAGAAAAAAUACACCCGGCACCUGCGAGAACAGCAGAAGUAUGAGGCGGCUGCCGCUGAGGCAAGCCAGCUGUACAAAGACCACAGUGUGCCUGAGAAAGUAGAAGAGGAGUGGGAGGAGGAGGAGAGAAUGGCAGGCGGCUUGAAGGCUGAAAAGAAAGAGUGUGACGGCCCCGAUGAACCGGAGGCCAACUCAAACAAAUCCGAGGAGGACAAAAAGAACCGCGGUGGCAACUUCACGUGCAGCACCUGCGAGAGGGAGUUCCUGUACGAGAAGAGCUUCCUGAAGCACAUCCGGCACAGCCACGGCAUCGCAGCCGAAAUCAUUUACCGCUGCGAGACCUGCGGGCAGACUUUUGCCAACCGCUGCAACCUGAAGAGCCACCAGCGCCACGUCCACAGCAGCGAGCGCCACUUCCCUUGCGAGCUCUGUGGUAAGAAGUUCAAGAGGAAGAAGGACGUCAAGAGGCACAUGCUGCAGGUUCAUGAGGGUGGUGGGGAGCGUCAUCACUGCCUCCAGUGUGGAAAGGGGCUGAGCUCCAAAACGGCCCUCAGGCUCCAUGAGAGGACGCACACUGGUGACAAGCCUUAUGGGUGCACAGAGUGUGAGGCUAAGUUUUCUCAGCCCUCGGCACUUAAGACACACAUGAGAAUCCACACCGGUGAAAAGCCUUUUGUUUGUAGUGAUUGUGGAGCGAGGUUCACGCAGAAUCACAUGCUUAUAUAUCAUAAAAGAUGCCAUACAGGGGAACGGCCUUUCAUGUGUGAAACAUGCGGGAAGAGUUUCGCCUCGAAGGAGUAUUUGAAGCACCACAAUCGAAUCCAUACUGGGUCCAAGCCUUUCAAAUGUGAAAUUUGUUUCCGAACAUUUGCACAGAGAAAUUCAUUGUAUCAGCACAUUAAAGUUCACACAGGUGAGCGUCCUUACUGUUGCGAUCAGUGCGGCAAACAGUUCACCCAACUCAACGCCCUACAGCGCCACCAUCGGAUUCACACAGGGGAGAAGCCGUUCAUGUGCAACGCUUGUGGUCGGACGUUUACAGACAAGUCUACUCUCCGGCGACACACCUCGAUUCACGAUAAAAACACACCUUGGAAGUCUUUCCUCGUUGUUGUUGGAGCCUCGAAGAAUGACGAUGACCAGAAGACGGAGCUUCCCGAUGAAGAAUAUGACGUGGCUCGUUCUAAAAUAUCAGAGAAGCUGCUGUCUUUUCCGGAAAAUGGCCACUAUCAGAACCUGACUGCUAUCCAAGGAAACGUGACUGCUCUGCACAAGAACGGAUCCCCCACGGUAACAGACUGCAAAUCAGCAGGGCCCCAAGAAGCCCCACUGGGUACCACUUUGCAUGAUCUCACAGUAUUGCACACCCAGACAGACUCUCUGCAGCCACCUCUUCACACCUUAGUGAACAUGGAAUAGCAUCAUCUUCCUGGCAGAAAACC